Dermacentor silvarum is the source of this 1352-nucleotide messenger RNA. RefSeq lists its product as uncharacterized. The record is from RefSeq and is a predicted model, not a curated record. Lineage: Eukaryota; Metazoa; Arthropoda; Arachnida; Ixodida; Ixodidae. The transcript has 8 exons. The coding region runs from base 53 to 1180 and encodes 375 amino acids.
CUGCCUGCUGUUUGCAAGUGCCAGGGAUCCUGUGUAUGCAGAUUUGCUUGCGAUGUCACGCUUCCUAGUUAGUGUACCCCACCUUGGUGCGGCAAGGACAUAUGUCCUUGAGGGUGGUAACCUCAACGCACUCAAAGAAGCAAUUUGCGCGUGCCCGGUUCUCGGCGGCAAAGUCGACCUGACGUCGAGCUCGUUUCAGAUACUGGACAAGACGUUCGAUGAGCAUGUGGAUAUCUCUCCUGAGGACACUAUCCCCGACUUGUCGAAAAUUUUGGUGCGCCCACAAGUGGACAGGGAGCCGCAGUGUGCGUCAACUUCGACUGAGCACAUUGUGGCGAACAGUAUGGUGGCCAGUGGCAGCGAAGAUCAUGAAAAUCGCCUUGGCGUUUCCUUCGAUUUGCCUUCACGCUCAGAGGAUGAUGGGCACACUUUCAUGCUGCCAAGUCUUGGCAGUCUUCAUGACAGUAUCACAACUGGCAGCCCGAUUUCGUUGGCAGCGUUCCGAAAAAUUGUGGACAUAGUGUUCGCAGAAAUGAAGAUGAUCACACGCUCUCAGGACUCCUGGAAGGUAGCCUUGCGCUACAGAUUCAAGAACCAGCGAAGGGUUCUCCCUAGUGAUGGUCGCGUGGGCGAGAACCGCACGAAGUUUGGGUCACGCAGGAAGGGCAGUGAAGAAACAGCCACAUUUUGUAGUUACUUUGCAAGACUAACUAAGAUUGACCCAUCACCUUGUAUUGCAAAAGGGAUCAACAAUAUUGUGAAAAUGGCAGAAAUGAAGCACAUCCCGUGCGAACCAAGUGUAAUGGCAUCAUUUGAAAAGGCUCGUGAGAUGUCACCGGAAAGGCUGCGAACACGACACAUCCUAACAGUUGCGGCACUUCGGAUACUGUCUUUCAAUGUCAAAGAACAUAAUGGCCUGUCAUCUUUGUUUGUGCAAGAGGAGGACCCGAGCGUUCCUGCAAGCCCUUGCAUCGUAUUUUCUGGAGGAGACGUUGAAGAGACUGACCUUCUCCACAUCAAGGUGGACCGGGAGAAGUUGUUUGCGGUGAAAAAUGGGGAGGAGGGGCUGGCGGCUGUUUUAUCUGCUUACUGGCUCUUCAAUAUCCAGUACGACCGCAAGCUGUUCAACACUCUUGUGUUGGAGCGCCUUUUCUUCGGGCUCACAUUGAGUGCCCUAUAGUAGUGGCUACAAAGUUUUUGAACAAAGUCACCAAAAGUGUGCCAUGUUGAAUGUGCUGAAGCUGCGCAUUGUUGCCUCAUCGUGAGUUUAGCUGUAAUUUUUAGAUGCACGUUUUCUUUUGUCUAACCAUUUCUGCAAUACAUAUGAAGGAAACCAAGAGUCACCGAAAACA